This is a messenger RNA of Pelecanus crispus (Dalmatian pelican), 1257 nucleotides long. RefSeq names its product sterile alpha motif domain containing 8 (gene SAMD8). Gene Ontology annotation, molecular function: protein binding; ceramide cholinephosphotransferase activity; sphingomyelin synthase activity. Gene Ontology annotation, cellular component: Golgi membrane; endoplasmic reticulum membrane; plasma membrane. The record is from RefSeq and is a predicted model, not a curated record. Gene Ontology annotation, biological process: ceramide biosynthetic process. Lineage: Eukaryota; Metazoa; Chordata; Aves; Pelecaniformes; Pelecanidae.
AUGAUGGCAGGCAAUAACCAGCUUUGCAUUCGACGUUGGACUACCAAGAACGUGGCCAAGUGGCUGAAGGAAGAAGGCUUCUGUGAAUAUGUGGAUGUUUUGUGCAAUAGACACAGGCUAGAUGGAAUUACGCUGCUGACACUUACUGAGUAUGAUUUACGAUCCCCUCCUUUGGAAAUCAAAGUCCUGGGUGAUAUCAAAAGGUUAAUGUUGUCCAUACGCAAACUACAGAAGCAACAUGUUGAUGUCCUGGAAGAGCUGGGUUACAACAGCGACAGUCAUGUUGGCACAGUGUGCCCAACUGUUGGUUCACUACAGGGUACAGAUUGGUUUUGUAAUGGUGAAGUGCCACGGGACUAUGAUGGACCAAUUACUGACUUGAAUGGUGAUCAAUAUCAAUAUCAAUAUGCAAAUGGCAAAAACAAACAUUCUACCCGAAGACUGGACCCAGAGUAUUGGAAGACAGUUCUAAGUUGUGUGUAUGUCUUUAUAGUGUUUGGCUUUACAUCAUUCGUUAUGGUUAUAGUACAUGAGCGAGUACCUGACAUGCAAACAUAUCCACCUCUACCAGACAUAUUUCUAGAUAGUGUUCCUAGGAUACCAUGGGCUUUUGCUAUGACUGAAGUAUGUGGCGUAAUUCUUUGCUACAUUUGGCUAUUGGUUCUUCUGCUUCACAAACACAGAUCUAUACUUCUGCGAAGGCUGUGCAGCCUCAUGGGGACAGUAUUCUUAUUACGUUGCGUUACAAUGUUUGUUACCUCACUCUCUGUGCCAGGCCAGCACUUGCAGUGUACUGGAAAGUUGUAUGGCAGUGUUUGGGCAAAACUCCAGCGGGCAUUUGCAAUAUGGAGUGGCUUUGGAAUGACUCUGACUGGGGUACAUACAUGUGGAGAUUAUAUGUUCAGUGGCCACACCGUCGUCCUGACCAUGCUCAACUUCUUUGUUACAGAAUAUACACCAAGGAGCUGGAACUUCUUGCAUACCUUAUCCUGGGUCCUGAAUCUCUUUGGAAUCUUCUUCAUUUUGGCUGCACAUGAACAUUAUUCUAUAGAUGUCUUCAUUGCCUUUUACAUCACUACAAGACUCUUUUUGUAUUACCAUACAUUGGCUAAUACUAGAGCAUAUCAACAGAGUAGGAGAGCAAGGAUCUGGUUUCCAAUGUUUUCUUUUUUUGAAUGCAAUGUUAAUGGUACUGUUCCCAAUGAGUAUUGCUGGCCCUUUUCAAAACCUGCGAUACUGAAAAGAUUGAUUGGCUGA